Messenger RNA from Ectocarpus sp. CCAP 1310/34, 708 nucleotides. NCBI's taxonomy places the organism in Eukaryota, Phaeophyceae, Ectocarpales, Ectocarpaceae. The record is from the annotation of a GenBank genome assembly.
UUUCCUACAAAAGCUCGAGGAAAAGGCUGAGACGUACAUGAGGGAGAAGGGGUGGGGGUUAAUUUGGACACCGCCGUACAUGCCGACUUUCCACCCGAUCGAGCUGUUCUGGCAGCACGGCAAGCAUUACGUAAGCAUUCAUUUUGAGAAGGGGCGGAACAUGUUGGAUGUUUGGAAGCAAAUCCGUCUCGGUUGGUAUGGAGACCCGGGAUUGGGCGGUCAGGAGGGGGGGUGGAAGGUAGCCAAUUGUGGAACGUUGGUGGGAGCAUGCCAUUGGCAAGAUGAACGAGUGGAUCGGCCUGUAUGGUAGAAACCUGAGCGGUACGAUCGGUAGCCUCGAGUGUCCAGUGGCAGAGUACCAAGAGGCUAUGGCCGAGGAUGAGAUAGAGGAUGGGGUGGAGGAGCAGACGAAUGAGUGGCUGGGUGAGGACGCGGAAGAUGCCGUUGAGGGCUGAAAAAAAUGCAAAGAAAAAAAAUGCCCUGUUUUGGGCCAACAUUUUUCGACUUUGAUUCACGAACAGCGACACGAAGGGGGCUGCACAAAAGGUGCCAUCCUGAGUGUAAGCUGACAUAUUGGUUGAUAUUUCGCAAUUGAGACGGCUGUAUCAACCUGUUCAAACAAUAAAUGGAUCACCGGUGCAAGCACUGGGGCCGCAUCGUUUGAACACCGCGCUUCAAUGUUUUGAACAUCGCCGGGUACGAUCACAC